Messenger RNA from Betta splendens (Siamese fighting fish), 2841 nucleotides. It is a transcript of the gene htr3a, whose product is annotated as 5-hydroxytryptamine (serotonin) receptor 3A. The coding region runs from base 158 to 1636 and encodes 492 amino acids. Gene Ontology annotation, biological process: regulation of membrane potential; nervous system process; monoatomic ion transmembrane transport. Gene Ontology annotation, cellular component: postsynaptic membrane; neuron projection; synapse. NCBI's taxonomy places the organism in Eukaryota, Metazoa, Chordata, Actinopteri, Anabantiformes, Osphronemidae. The transcript has 9 exons. The record is from RefSeq and is a predicted model, not a curated record. Gene Ontology annotation, molecular function: transmembrane signaling receptor activity; extracellular ligand-gated monoatomic ion channel activity; neurotransmitter receptor activity.
CCACGUGGCCACGCCCACAGGAGCUGACUGCCACUGGGCUGUGGCUGCGGAUGUAGGCGAUGCGGAUGGAUGUGGUGGAUGGAUGUGGAGCGCGUCAUCCGGAGGCUUUUCAUCAGAUUCCCGCAGCAGGGGAAGGUAAACGCAGGUCCACGGCACGAUGAGGCUGUCGGCAGCCGGGGCGGUGCUCGCCUGCCUCCUCAUCCCAGGAGCAUCGAGGGCCUGCACAGUGAAGAAAGCGGGCGGCAGCACGGGAAGGUUUGCCAACGCCACCUUGGUGCGGCUCUCCGAGUUCCUGAGUGCAGGCUACAAGAAGGGAGUGAGGCCAGUGAAGGACUGGAGGACGUCUACGCUGGUGGCCAUAGACCUCAUGGUUUACUCUAUACUCAACGUGGAUGAGAAGAACCAGGUUCUGACUACGUAUGUGUGGUACAGACAAAUGUGGAGGGAUGAAUUCCUGGUCUGGAAUCCAGAAGACUUUGAUGAAGUCAAACAAGUCUCUUUACCCACUGCUAACGUGUGGGUUCCUGACAUCCUCAUCAACGAAUUCGUGGACGUGGGGAAGUCUCCGGACAUCCCUUAUGUCUACGUGACGAAUGACGGAGUGGUGCGCAACUACAAGCCCAUCCAGGUCGUCACCGCCUGCACGCUCAACAUCUACAACUUCCCCUUUGACGUCCAGAAAUGCAGCCUCACGUUCCAGAGCUGGCUCCACACAAUCAAUGACAUCAACAUCACCCUCAUUCGAAGCCCGGAGGAGCUGAGGGAGGACAAGAGUGUCUUCAUGAACCAAGGGGAGUGGGAGCUCCUCCACAUACUGUCCAACUACAAGAUAUUCAGCGUGGACAACGAUGACUAUUACGCUGAGAUGAAGUUUCAUGUGGUGAUCCGGCGGCGGCCGCUGUUCUACACCGUGAACCUGCUGCUGCCCAGUAUCUUCCUGAUGGUGAUGGACAUCGUGGGCUUCUACCUGCCACCAGACAGCGGAGAGAGAGUGUCCUUCAAGAUCACGCUGUUGCUGGGCUACUCCGUCUUCCUCAUCAUCGUAUCCGACACUCUGCCUGCCACAGCCAUAGGAACCCCACUGAUAGGCGUCUACUUUGUGGUCUGCAUGGCGCUGCUGGUGAUCAGCCUGACAGAAACCGUGCUGAUCGUGCGUCUGGUCCACAAGCAGGACCUGCAGACGCCCGUGCCCCACUGGGUGAAGUACCUGGUUCUUGAAAGGGCCCCGGUCCUCUUCUGCAUCCACCAAAAGCACCGCCUCUGCUCCAGGCUGUCGUCCCGGGCGUCGGACCUGGACCACCACAAAGAGAACAACUAUGGGACGGCUCGCUGCACCCUCCACCACACCUGCGAGAUGGGCCGAAGCCUGAGUCAGCACGACAGGGAGGGCGGGCUGCUGGGACUGGGCCGGCCCCUGGCCAGGGACGCCGGCCCCCCCGUCAUGGACCACAUCCUGCAAGAAGUGACGGCCAUACGCCACUUUCUGGAGAAGAGGGACCGGUGCCGGGAGGUGGCCAAAGAGUGGCUGCAGGUUGGCUACGUGCUGGACGUGCUGCUCUUCAGGGUCUACCUGGUGGCCGUGGUGGCCUACAGCAUCACGCUGGGCACCCUGUGGUCAGUGUGGCAGGUGGCCUGACUGUUCAUGCUGUACAGACGUGGACACGUGUACCAAAAGGGCCCUGGGGCAACAUGCUUCGCCUGGUGUAAGUCAGAGGGGACAGGGAGGUGUAAUGGAACGGCCUGGAGGCGGAGCCGGUGUACAUUUAAAGGUCAAGCGAUGUUACGUCAUCAUUUAGGAUUUGAUCGGACAGGUUUUGCUUUUACUACCACAAUAUUCAUCUAUUUAAAAACAAGAGCAAACCUGUUGAUAGAGACAGAAACCCUAGAAGAGAUCUGAACUCAGGUCUUACAGUAGGCAGAUGUGAUCAGUAGUUACUGAAGAGUAAAUAAAAAUGAAGAAGCCAGUAAAUGAAUUAUUCAAGUGUAACUUAAAUGUAUUUAUAUAUUAAAAUAUGCACAAUAUAUUUCAGACAAGUUAUGUGACAUAAGUGAUGAGUGUUCAAUCGAUAAAACAACCUUUCCAGUUAAACAUGUACAUUUACUGCCUGUGCUGUUCUGUGUGUUUUACGUCUAUAUUCAGUGCCCACAAUUCUGUAAACUGUGCUUCAAGCCUGUCAUUCAUUCUCGCCUGGUGUCUCGCUGGGUGCAGUUCAAUGCAGCAACCAGACGGUGGCGCCCUGCACAACCACAUAGGAUCCGUGUCAUCAGUAGCCUCAGAGAGGAAGCUGCUUAUUGGUUUUCUGUUUGUUAUCCUCACAAAUAAUUUAGAAACGAGGCAACGGAACUUUUUUUUUUUUUGCUAUGGCAUCUUCUGCUCAAAGAUAAAAUUCAUUACAUGAUAUUGGAUUUGUUUUUGUGGGUCUUAUGUUGUUAUUUCUUCUUCGUGCUGCUGGUCGGACAGUGUCGUGAAUAUAAAUUUGACUCACGCAAAGGCUAUAUUGAUGCGUCCCUUUGUAGGAAAACAACGUAAAAGUGAGAUUACAUUAUAAAAAACAACAAAAUGACACAACUAGAGUUCAUUUCAUAGCUCAUCCGUUCGUCCAUGUCGUCCAAUGUGGAAGUUAUAUCUUCUAUUGUAAUGUUUUUCAAACUCCCACCCGGCAGCACACGGCUCAUGCUCCUUUUAGACCACUACAUCCGUUAUUCCUUGGCAUUAAUGGCAACUUUAUAACUGAUUUAAUUGAACUGAACUGGUGCAUUUACGUCAGUCCGGGUAAAUGUCAGACAAACAUCUAAAAUGUAUGAUGUUCUCCCCAGAACCACUUGGAUCCAUUGCUUGCU